Colias croceus (clouded yellow) is the source of this 2222-nucleotide messenger RNA. RefSeq names its product paired box protein Pax-3-B-like. Gene Ontology annotation, biological process: anatomical structure development; regulation of transcription by RNA polymerase II. The record is from RefSeq and is a predicted model, not a curated record. The transcript has 6 exons. Gene Ontology annotation, molecular function: RNA polymerase II cis-regulatory region sequence-specific DNA binding; DNA-binding transcription factor activity, RNA polymerase II-specific. NCBI's taxonomy places the organism in Eukaryota, Metazoa, Arthropoda, Insecta, Lepidoptera, Pieridae. Bases 128 to 1603 code for a protein of 491 amino acids.
UCGAGCGAGCGCGUGCAAGGCGAGUGUCCUCCGCGUAGGUGCUUUGUCUAUGUUUAGGGGACUGAUAAGUUCGUGAACUUUAGUGAGCUCGAUUGGUGCAUAUGCUUGCGUUCGCGGUGGCUCGACAAUGUUGAUAUCGGCGGGCACCGGCCCAACACCUGAGUUCUCUCCGGCCUCCUGCUGCGCGUCCUGGAAGAUGGAGCCGGCGCCUCCCGCGCCUGCCAUCACGCAGCCCCUCAACAUAUCACCUAAUGUUCCAGUAUCACCAUCAUCAUCAGGCGGUGGAUCUGGCACGCUGUACCCUGCGUCACACCCGCUGUCCUCCCUGCUAUCCCAGCAGAGGCUACUGGAGUUAUCUCGCUUCGGGCUCCGGCACUAUGACAUCGCACACCACGUGCUGUCCCAGCAAGGUGCUGUUACCAAGCUUCUUGGUACGCUCCGGCCUCCAGGCUUGAUAGGUGGAAGCAAGCCGAAGGUAGCGACGCCCGCCGUGGUUUCCAAAAUAGAACAAUACAAACGUGAAAAUCCAACAAUUUUCGCGUGGGAGAUACGCGAGCGGCUGAUUUCUGAAGGAGUUUGCACGAACGCAACAGCGCCCAGCGUAUCCUCAAUAAACAGGAUCCUGCGGAACCGAGCGGCAGAGCGUGCGGCAGCCGAGUUCGCGCGGGCGGCGGGCUACGGGCUGUACGCCGCACCGCCGCCGUACGGCAGCUUCCCGUGGGGCAGCGGCGGGGUGUGGCCGCCCGGCAGCCUGCCGCUCCCGCCCGGCGUGCCCGCACCCGCGGUGGGCGUGCCGCAUCCAGAUGCUAUGAAACAGGGCUUCUUGACCUCAUCCGGUCGGGGGCUGAUUGAUGUAGACGGUGACGACUCUGGAUCUCUAGAUGGCGAACAGCCAAAGUUUAGACGAAAUCGAACCACAUUUAGCCCAGAUCAAUUAGAAGAACUUGAAAAGGAAUUCGAAAAGUCGCAUUAUCCAUGUGUCUCUACGAGGGAACGAUUAGCUUCCAAGACAUCGUUAUCGGAAGCCCGAGUUCAGGUUUGGUUUUCCAACAGACGAGCCAAGUGGAGGCGCCACCAGCGCAUGAACCUACUCAAGCGCGGUGGCGGGUCCCCCUCGCACCGCCUCCCCCAUUCACCCUCCCGUUCCCGAUCGCGGUCUUUAUCCCCAACGCGCAUGGCCUACCACGCUCCGCAAAUGGGUGGAGAGAACAGCGCCUUUAAAGCGCUCGCCCACCAAGAUACCAACGCCCUGAAGGCUCUAUCCCAACACGCUCAAUUCGAAACGAAUGCGCUGAAAGCACUGUCGCAACAGGCGUUCGACGGUAGUGCAUUUAAACCCCAUUCCACAUUGGAAAAUAGUGCGUUUAAAGCGCUUGUCCCGAAUUCAGCGGCGGCGGCAUUACUGGCGGCACAAUCGAUACAAUUAGCCCGCGGAUAUGAAUCUCAUUCGGAUUCAGACGAGGAAAUAAAUGUGCACGAUGAGAGCGAAGACGAGAGCGAGAAACAAAAAAAUAAGACUAGAUCCAGAUCGCCGAGCCCUUGUCGUCAACGAUCGAUGACCUCUAACGAUUUGCCUCUACAGUUAACGAAACACGAUCGCUGAUAGCAUUAUUUGUUAAUAAAAUUAUUUAUUUACAUUGUAAAAUUAAAUCGUUCAUUGAAUGCCGAUGUUCCGAUAGUAUAAUUAUUAUGCAAAUUCAAAUCCUAGAGUGUUAAUACUCCUGUUAGAUUGUAAAUUUAUGUAAAUAUGUAGAUAUUGCGAUAGUCGAUUACUGUAAAGAGAUGGAUCAAAUAAAUUUAAGUCUGCACAAAUAAUGUUCUGUAUCUAAAUUAGAAGAUAUUACCAGAAUUGUUGUCAAAAUGUCAAUUUUUGAAGAGAAUAAAAAUGCUUCAUGGAAUACUAUUGAUUACAAAAUUGAUAUAGAUAUUAAAAUUAGAUGAGAAACCAAUGAUUAAUGUUUUAAAAGAUUGUUUAAUGAUGUAAAAUAUUUAAUCGUGUUUAACAUUUCUUCGUCAACGAUUACUGAAAAUAAUACUUCAUACAUAUCAUAUUAUUAUUUAGUUUAUCUACAAAUUAGUUGUUACUGAUGUUUUAUUUUAUAACUGCGGUUUUUGAUGAAAUAGUAAUAAAUAAAUUGUAAAUAUUGUUACAUUUUCAGAACUGUAAACUAUUUAUUGAAUAGAUAAUUAUAUUUUAAUGUAAAUAAAAUGUAGGAAUAAUU